Messenger RNA from Drosophila mauritiana, 1584 nucleotides. It is a transcript of the gene Ugt35E2, whose product is annotated as UDP-glucuronosyltransferase 2A2. Bases 1 to 1584 code for a protein of 527 amino acids. Gene Ontology annotation, molecular function: UDP-glycosyltransferase activity. Lineage: Eukaryota; Metazoa; Arthropoda; Insecta; Diptera; Drosophilidae. The transcript has 2 exons. The record is from RefSeq and is a predicted model, not a curated record.
AUGCCUACGAGUAUGUUGGUUCUGAGAUCGAUACUUCUGGUGGUGGCCCUGCUGCCUGUUCUCUUGGAAGGAGCGCGUAUCCUCGGCGUGUUUCCCAUACCCAGCCACUCGCAUUACUAUCACGCCCUACCUUAUCUAAAGAAAUUGGCAUCUUUGGGCCAUGAGAUUACUUCUGUAAGCCCAUUUCCAUUGAAAGAACCUGUCGCUAAUAUACAUGAUAUUCCAGUUCCGGAAUUAUUUGACAAUAUAGAGGAAAUUGUUGGAAAUUUAACGAACCGGAAGGGCACAUGGAAUGAAUUUGAAUACAUCAACCAGUACACCCUUGGUCUUGUCGAAAAAGUUCUUGAAAAUGAUGGAGUGCGUCGAGAGAUUCUGCAACCAGAAAGCCUUCAGUUUGAUCUGAUCAUUGUGGAUCUUUGGCGGCUUGAUGCUCUAUAUGGCUUCGCGGCCUAUUUUGAUGCCCCCAUCAUUGGAAUCGCAUCCUAUGGAACCGACUGGAAGAUUGACGAACUAGUGGGCAAUGUAUCACCAAUAGCAUACCUGCAGUCUCCGUCUUUCAACUGGUUUGAUCUUGACUCCUAUGGAGGACGCCUGGGGCACUUUGUGGAUCAGUCUCUGGCUUGGAUUAACUGGCAUUGGCGGCACGAGGAAAAGCAUGAGGCGCUCUACAGAAAGUACUUCCCAAAAAUUGCCGAUAAACGUUCUCUGUCCGAGAUAACCCGAAACUUCGCCUUGAUUUUGGUUAACCAACACUUUACGAUGGCUCCACCACGUCCAUAUGCUCCCAAUGUUAUUGAAGUCGGUGGUAUGCAUAUUGAUCAACAACCAAAAGCUUUACCCCAGGAAUUUGAGGAUUUUAUCCAGGGGGCUGGUGAACAUGGAGUAAUUUACUUUUCGCUCGGCACCAAUGUAAGGAGUAAAAAUUUGUCUGCAGAUCGCAGAAAAAUAUUGAUUGACACAUUUGCCAGCCUGCCACAGCGCAUCUUGUGGAAAUUCGAUGCUAAGGAGUUGUCGGAUGUACCCUCGAAUGUUCUAAUUAGCCCAUGGUUUCCGCAGCAGGACAUCCUUGCUCAUCCAAACGUAAAGCUGUUUAUUACUCAUGGAGGCUUACAGAGCACAGUCGAAUGUAUCCAUCAUGGUGUACCGAUGCUGGGAUUACCAUUCUUCUACGAUCAGUUCAGAAAUAUGGAACACAUCAAAGCACAGGGAAUAGGUUUAGUUUUAAACUAUCAGGAUAUGACAAGCGAUGAGUUUAAGGUCACCAUUCAUCGGUUGCUGACAGAAAAGAGUUUUGGUGUCACGGCAAGAAGAACAGCGGACAGGUAUCGGGAUCAACCAAUGAAUCCUUUGGAUACGGCGAUCUGGUGGACUCACUACGUCCUACGACACAAGGGAGCACCUCAUAUGCGGGUAGCGGGCAGAAAUCUGGAUUUUAUAACUUACCACAGCUUGGAUGUCUUGGGAACUUUUCUCCUGGCCUUUUUGGCAAUCCUGAGCAUUGUUGGCCUUUGUGUAAUGAAACUGUUGAGGGCUAUCCUAAAGAGUAAAAAGAGUAAUAGAUCACUAAAGCAGAAAGUAAAUUAA